Messenger RNA from Limulus polyphemus (Atlantic horseshoe crab), 907 nucleotides. RefSeq lists its product as uncharacterized. The transcript has 3 exons. Lineage: Eukaryota; Metazoa; Arthropoda; Merostomata; Xiphosura; Limulidae. Bases 63 to 386 code for a protein of 107 amino acids. The record is from RefSeq and is a predicted model, not a curated record.
UCCGAAUGAUGUUCCAAUCGACAUCGCAUAUAUAUUAUUUUUAAAAAAAGUGGUGCAAGAGGAUGUGUUGUCUAAUUACUACUUGGAAAAUAACAGACUGUAGGCCAUGUCUUGGACAAAUUGUAACAGGAAGGAACUGUAGGCCAUGUCUUGGACAAACUGUAACAAGAAGGGACUGUAGGUCAUCUCUUGGACAAGCUGUAACAAGAAGGAACUGUAGGCCAUGUCUUGGACAAGCUGUAACAAGAAGUAACUGUAGGCCAUGUCUUGGACAAGCUGUAACAAGAAGGAACUGGAUUAUUAUUAAAAGCUUCAAACUAUACGCCGUAUUCCAAGGAUAUUUGCAUCUGAAGGCUCAAGAAACACCAAGCAGAGGUUUUCUGUAGAUUCGGAUAUUUGCAUCUGAAGGCUCAAGAAACACCAAGCAGAGAUUUUCUGUAGAUUCGGAUAUUUGCAUCUGAAGGCUCAAGAAACACCAAGCAGAGGUUUUCUGUAGAUUCGGAUAUUUGCAUCUGAAGGCUCAAGAAACACCAAGCAGAGGUUUUCUGUAUAUUCGGAUAUUUCCAUCUGAAGGCUCAAGAAACACCAAGCAGAGGUUUACUGUAGAUUCGGAUAUUUGCAUCUGAAGGCUCAAGAAACACCAAGCAGAGGUUUUCUGUAGAUUCGGAUAAUGACGCAAAUUGUACACGUCUUCUAAUGUAUGACGUCAUUAAAUCUGACAUUGUACGGUGAAAUCUCCCAAAUGGUACGAGGCGUUUAUUCAUUGGUUAAAGAGGUCUGAGCUCUAGUUAAAGAUUAAAGUGAGAAAAAAGAACUAAUUUAAAAAUCAAUACAAAACCUAAACCAGAAUAAUAAAAAAAUACUCUCUCUAAUCACCAAUUAAAUUCACUCCUGUCCUAUUUAGUGC